Messenger RNA from Protopterus annectens (West African lungfish), 4200 nucleotides. It is a transcript of the gene RUBCN, whose product is annotated as rubicon autophagy regulator. Lineage: Eukaryota; Metazoa; Chordata; Ceratodontiformes; Protopteridae. Gene Ontology annotation, molecular function: phosphatidylinositol phosphate binding. Gene Ontology annotation, biological process: negative regulation of endocytosis; negative regulation of autophagosome maturation. The record is from RefSeq and is a predicted model, not a curated record. The coding region runs from base 231 to 3245 and encodes 1004 amino acids. Gene Ontology annotation, cellular component: late endosome; early endosome. The transcript has 22 exons.
UGUAGUCUUAGAAGGUAUCCCGCCCCACAAAAAUGCUUACUGGAACUGUAACGUAUGGAGAGCGAGCAGGUGACUAGUAUUUGAAGAAAUGGUGGAUGUACUAUGAUCUCAGUAGACAUUCAGUCAGACGGUCUUUUAUGUGGCUGAGGUGGGGUGAUUUUUAUAUAUUUUUUUCUGUCAGCUGGAUCGGUUGAAAAUAACGAGAGGAGGGUGGCUACGGCUUUGGUAACAUGGAAUCUGUGAUUGUGGAAGGAGAUGAAGAGACGAUCCCACGAAGCAUUAGAACCGUGCACUGGAAGUUGCUGAGUAGUUUGAAAACUACAGUAGAAGGUCUGGUCUCUACAAAUCAUCCCAAUGUUUGGAGCAAGUAUGGAGGCUUAGAACGGCUUUUUCGGGACAUGAACAACAUAUUAUGUUAUGGGCUGAUUCAGGACAAGGUAUACUGCAUGGAGAAGAGUUAUUGGCCAUUUGUGAAGGACGUCCGAUGGGUUAGUCCACAUCUGGCUCACCAUAUUGAACAGUUUAUGCAUCUGGACGGAAGCAACAGACUUAAACACAUUCCUGAGAGUGAAAGAGAAAAAGCCGAGUACUGGCUUCUGCACAGUCUACAGUUCCACUCCCUGUCUGCACAGCUGAAGCCGCUUCUCGCUAACAAGCAAUAUAUCAGGAAAUUCUACAAAGAUACUGCUUUUCUUCUGAGUGAUGCCCAUGUGACUGCCAUGUUUCAGUGUUUGGAAGCUGUGGAGCAAAAUAAUCCUAAACUGCUGGCUCAGAUUGACCCAUCUAUGUUUGCUAAGAAGUGUGAGUCCCCUUCGCUGACGAAAAGCCAGAGCUUGACAAGCCUUCCUGGAUCCAGAUACGUGCCUCUUGCUGAAGGAGUACAGCGCAGGAGCACUUUGGCCUACAGCAGCCUUUUAGGAAAUCCCCUGACUAUAUGCUGUUUAUCAGGUGAUGGAAUGGAUACUUCACAUCCAAGAUACUCUGAUGUUCAUCAAAACCAAAUGGACAAAGUGCACAUUUCCUUGUUUGAGACUCGAUCCUGCUCUAAACAGCCUUCUAAAGUCCCAGAGUUCACUGUAACUCCAUCAGCUGAAGCAUUUUCACCCGUCAGUGAGACUACCAUGAGCUCUUCGACCAGUCCUAGUGAAGAUCUAGGGAGUAUUAGUCAAGAGGACCCCCAGAGCGAACUUGAUGAUGGACCUGAGUAUCUAGCUAUUGGAAAUCUUGGACGUAGGGGCCGAUCGUCAAGCCAAAGUAGUGGUAGCAUUAAAAGCAGUAAUUCAGAUACUUUGUGCUCAUUUAGUGCUGAGCCAAAAGAAGGUCCUCAAACUCAGGAUAAGGCAAGUGGAACUCUUAGUCGAACCCCAAGUUUACUCAGUCUUCCACGCAGAUCAAGCUUUUCUGAAGGACAAAACAUUGUGAGACAGAGCAGCAAGAAAAGUCACACCCGUUCACAUUCUGAUACAGGAUUGGCAUCAGGAAAAACAGAAGCUCUGAGACGCAUCACAGUUAUUGUUGAAGAUCCAGUGGAAGAAACUCACAGUUAUGCCUCACAACAGAAAGAAUUUGGCUGUUUCUUUACCCAGAAGAGUGAGGCCAGCACACUGUGUUCGCGCUACAUGGAAACCGAAGGUGUGAACUAUAUUAAUUCUCCAGAUGGAAUGUUCCGCAGACCCUCUGAAGGUCAGUCCCUCAUGAGCUACCUGGCUGAACAGGACUUUGGCAGCUGUGCUGACUUGGAGAAGGAGAAUGCCCAUUUUAGCAUCUGUGAGUCUCUGAUUGCCGCCAUAGAACUGAUGAAGUGCAACAUGAUGUGGAGACAGCUAGAGGAAGAGGAGGAGGAGAGUGAUAAAGAGAUACAGGAGUUGAAGCAGAAGAUCCGCAUUAGGAGGCAGCAGAUCCGCAACACAAAGCUGUUGCCCAGCUAUCAGGAUGCUGACUCUGACAAUUUUACAGCAACAGAUAGCGGAUCACAGCUGAGCUCUCAUGACUCCAUUCAGUUGUCUGAUUCAGGAUCCACAGAUGGAGUAGAUGAAUAUGAACUGAAAGAUGGGAGUGACGGAACUAACCUGAGUCAGAUGUCUAAGAGUGGACUUUCAGCCUCAAUGGCAUCACUGUUUUCAGAUGCUGACAUCAAGAAAAGCCUGACGUCAAGCAGCAGUAAGCCAUUUCACAACUCUGAAUCUGUCACUCACUUUUUCCUUCAUUCCAACUCUGCGGAGGCUGUGGCAAUGGGUCUGCUGAAACAGUUUGAGGGAAUGCAGCUUCCUGCUGCAUCAGAGCUGGACUGGCUUGUACCAGAGCAAGAUGCUCCACAGAAGCUCUUGCCAAUUCCAGACUCACUGCCAGUAUCACCAGAUGAUGGCGAACAUGCAGAUAUUUAUAAACUCCGUAUUCGAGUGAGAGGAAAUCUUGAAUGGGCCCCUCCAAGGCCGCAGAUCAUCUUUAACAUUCAUCCAUCACCCAAGAGGAAAGUGGUUGUGGCGAAACAGAAUUACCGGUGUGCAGGCUGUGGUAUAAGAACCGACCCUGAUUAUAUAAAGAGGUUACGAUAUUGUGAGUAUGUUGGCAAGUAUUUCUGUCAGUGCUGCCAUGAAAAUGCUUUGUCCCCUGUCCCAAGCAGAAUCCUUCGCAAAUGGGACUUCAGCCGCUACUAUAUCAGUAAUUUCUCCAAGGACCUGUUGAACAAGAUUUGGAAUGAUCCCCUCUUUAAUGUUCAAGACAUCAACUCAGCCCUGUACAGGAAAGUAAAGGCACUGGAACAAGUUCGGUUGCUUCGUAUCCAGCUCGUUCACAUGAAAAAUAUGUUCAAGACAUGUCGACUCGCUAAAAACCUUCUGGAUCACUUUGAUACAGAACCAGGUCACCUGACCGAGGACCUUCACCUGUAUUCUCUAAAUGACUUGACAGCCAUCAAGAAGGGGGAGCUGGCCCCGCGUCUGAAAGAACUUGUGAGAUUAGGAGCAGCUCAUGUUGAAAAAUGCAUGCUGUGUCAAGCAAAAGGAUUCAUUUGUGAAUUCUGCCAGAAUGAUAAAGACAUCAUUUUUCCAUUUGAACUUAACAAAUGCAAAAGAUGUGAAGAAUGUAGUGCAUGCUACCAUAAGAGCUGCUUCAGGUCCAAGAACUGCCCAAGAUGCAGCCGUUUGCAGACACGGAGGGAGCUGCUUGCUAAACAGAAUAUAGAUGUUUAUGCUUCAGAAGAAGAGCAGGCCACACUAGCACUUGAAGAGGAAUCCACAGGAUAGCAGGAAUGCAACACUGCCAAUACAGACUUCACACUCCCUUCCCCUCUAGUUUGUGCCACCUAAAGCUGCAAAGUGUUUACUGUAUGAUAAGCCAAGUCCUUGGACCCUUGCUCAAGUGACAUUGGUCUUUGAUAGUGUUACUAAAAUGGGAGGAAGUUUGCACUAAGGACCCAAAGCUUAGGAAGGGAGCUGACUAAUGUGCUGCACUUGGCCUGUCAUGCAGUAGUGAUCUAAUUGCCUCUAAGAGGUUGAAUUCAUAUUUAUACAUAUUUCCCCUAUCUUGCCGUUGUCAUCAGAGCAGAAGUCUGCAGCAAAACAGCAAGAUUCAUCAGCCUACAGAGCACUGAACGUUUAUUACUUUUAGAGCACAGUGUAUGAAAAGUGCUUUGUAAGACCUGUAGCUCCAGUUCUUCCAUUAGCUGUGACUUACGAACAGUCCUCUGUAGAAUUCCUAUUGUUGUUUUAGGAAGACGAGCAGAACUGCCAAAGAGAAGAGCCUGGAUGAGCCAUUUCACACUUUUAAAUGCCUCUCUGGUCUGAUGCCGUUGACGAAGUAUUCUGGGAUUUGUAAUUCACAGUCUUGGCACAGAAACAAGCACAAAUAGUAAUUCACUUUGAUUGUACUAUAGAAAAUAGUAAAGUGAGUCCCAUUUGUUUCGUUUGUAAAGAACACUGUAUAUUACUGCAAUGUCCAGGAUAUGUAGGCCUUCUUUCAGCACUGACAAUAGUGUUUGCUUCACUCUGGGAUUUUGCUUUUGCAGUAAAACAAAUAGACUGAUGUUUUUAAGCCUGUCACUCCCGAGCAAUAAAAGGAUGAGCAGGAGAUUAGUGGCUUGUUUCUCAACUGGACAAUGUUUUUCACUUUGUGUUUGCGACUUCAAUUUAGUCCUAGUUCUACUGCACUGAUUCACAUGUGUGCUGUGACAUUCCACUUUAGGCCUGUAAGAAAAAGUGA